Molecule: messenger RNA, 1137 nt
Organism: Nerophis lumbriciformis (worm pipefish)
Lineage: Eukaryota; Metazoa; Chordata; Actinopteri; Syngnathiformes; Syngnathidae
Source: RefSeq, a predicted model, not a curated record
AUGGAAGGGAACCGAGACGAGGCUGAAAAAUGUAUCAACAUUGCUUCGAGAGCCAUGGUGGUGGGGGACAAGGAGAAAGCUCUCAAGUUCCUCCAUAAAGCAGAGAAGCUCUUCCCUACACAGAGAGCCAAAGCCUUAUUGGAAGCACUCACCAAAAACGGCAGCUCCGCAGCUAACGGCGCUCAUCGUAGACGAACGACGAACGAUAGCGGCGGGCAGGCGGCGGGUGAUCGUGCGGAGUCGACGGGAGCCGAAACCUCCAAAGUCUUCACGCAAGACCAGGUGGAAGGCGUGCAAAGAAUAAAGCGCUGCAAAGACUACUACGAAGUGCUCGGCGUCAACAAAGAAGCAAGCGACGAUGAAUUGAAGAAAGCGUACAGGAAACUGGCGCUUAAGUUCCACCCGGAUAAGAACCACGCUCCAGGAGCGACGGACGCAUUUAAAAAGAUUGGUAACGCGUAUGCGGUGCUGAGCAACCCGGCGAAACGAAGGCAGUAUGACCUCACGGGAGGCGAGGAGCCCAGCGGAAUGCCAGGUCACGGGCACAGCGGAGGCAACGGGUUUGACUUCCACAGAGGGUUCGAGGCUGAUAUCACGCCGGAAGACCUCUUCAAUAUGUUCUUUGGAGGAGGCUUCCCUUCCUCAAGUCCACAAUCGUUCGCCAACGGCAGGACGAGCUACAGCCAUCACGCCGAUUACCGACAAGAGCGCACAGAAGAAAGAGGCGAUGGUGGUUUCUCCAUGUUUAUUCAACUGAUGCCCAUCGUAGUCCUCAUCUUGGUGUCCAUACUGAGCCAGAUGAUGGUUUCGCCGCCACCCUACAGCCUCUACUCGCGACCGUCCACGGGUCAGACGGUGAAGCGGCAGACGGAAAACCUGCGCGUGGACUACUACGUCAGCAGGGACUUCAAGUCGGAGUACAAGGGGGUGGCGCUGCAGCAGAUCGAGAAGAACGUGGAGGAAGAUUACGUGGUCAACGUUAAGAAUAACUGCUGGAAAGAGAGACAGACUAAAACGGACCUGCUAUACGCCGCUAAGGUGUACCGGGACGAGCGCAGGCGCAAGAAGGCCGAGCUCAUGACCAUGGAAAACUGCAAGGAGCUGGACAGACUGACAAACCUCUUUCGAGGCGGAUGA